Molecule: messenger RNA, 11731 nt
Organism: Onychostruthus taczanowskii (white-rumped snowfinch)
Lineage: Eukaryota; Metazoa; Chordata; Aves; Passeriformes; Passeridae
Gene: FHIP2A
Product: FHF complex subunit HOOK interacting protein 2A
Exons: 18
Coding region: 5612-7774 (720 amino acids)
Source: RefSeq, a predicted model, not a curated record
GUGCGUGGGGGUCAGGUUUGCCGGGGGACGCGGGGCUGCGUGUGCAGCGAGGUUCCCUGACGGGGACUGGGCAGAGGAAACGGGGCCUGUUCGCGAGCUGCCAUUGCUGAGGGCCGCGUUCGGCACUGCCUGCCCACACCGUUUGUUUUUGCCUUUCAGUGAGCUGGGGUCUUGGGAGUAAUUCCCUGCCUUUCAGCGCCUCUCCCAGUAAACCAACACACCCAGGAGACUUGAGUGUGAAGAGGUGAUAAAAAUCGGCAGGGAAAUGCUGAAGGGAAGGUGGAAAGUGUUGAAGAAAAAAAUGUUCAAAUGGUUGAAAAAACAGCUUGCAGGCCAAAUCCAAAUAAUUGAAAUAAGAGCCUGCAUGCCAAAUCCUGCCUCAUCUGAGGGGCAGCCUUUGUACCUUAAUGUAUGCUUCGAUGCUGCACUUGAGUAUGUGCCUGUCUUUAUGUGAGCCUGUAGUUCUGCUGGAGCAUUCAGGUUUAAAAGUUAAGCAUGUAUUCAUUAAUUGCAGGUUCCUAGUUUGCUUUUUUAAUGGUGUAGUGGCAUUUGGAAGGAAAUGUUUUAAAUAAUGAUGAAAUGUUUUACUUGAAAACAUUCAGACCACAUGUGAAUGCCUUCAAUAGACAGUGCUUUCAUUGAAGAGGAAACAGAAAUUAGUGCCUGCCUGGCUAAAGAAGGUUUGUUGUGGUGAGCUGUGCCACAUUUUGAAUAACAGAAAUAAAAAUGCAUGACUGAGAGGAGUGGAGAAGAAGGUAUUCUUUCAGGCCUACCAAUUUGAGAGAUGUAAUAGAAGUUAUUAUUAGGAGAGUGUUUACAUUAUUGAUGUGUGCAAAAAAUAAAAAACAGAAAAAUAAAAAGAACAGCAUUUAGUUGAGAUCCAGUAAAAAAUAGGAAAAACAAAUGAGCUGAAUGGAACAAGAGAAAAAGUAGAAAUAGUAGGGACUAGACACUCUUUUGAUUAGAAAAUCCAAAUGAAAUUACAGAAAUAUAUUGAUACCAUCAUUUUGCAAGUGAGUGCUAUCCAACAACAUGCUGUUUGUCCUUGCUCAACUCUGGUGUCCCUUUUAGAAUUGCCUCAUCCUGCUACUACCACCGUGGUGGAUCUCCUGAUAAAUACUGCACUAUUGCAUUUACAGGAUUGUGACAAAUACUAGGAAUGAAACAUGGAAUUCCAAAAGCAGGAAGAUACUAAGAAUGUUUCUUUAUGUUUGACCCACUAAUACAAAGACAGAACUGAGAAAUGUAAAUUUUUAACCAGUUUGGUGGCUGUAUGUGGCUUUAAGCUGUUUCAUUCUCCCUGUAGUAAUAAGAUGUCUGCUUAGCUUUGCUACGGGGAAGUGACAAGUGUUGUAAAUACUAAGUAUUGGCUCAGUCCGCUUUCCUGCUACCUGUUUCCAGAGCCAAGAGAAUUUGGAACAUCAUUUUUGCUUGCUGUUUUUGCUAGGGAGCAAGUACAACAUGGGCAGCCUCAGUUGGAUUCUUAACCCUGAAUAUCAGCAACAGAACUAGUAAUUAAGGUAUCAGUUCUCCAAAGUUUUGGGUGCCUACCCCAGAGUAGGUAGAGUUGCAACUGUACAGUUUUCAGCUGAGCUGAACACUUAAAUACACUUGAAGAGCCUGGGUUUAUCUUUCACACGUGGGACUUAAACCAGAAAGGUCUGGGUAGCCCUUCUGCCCUGUCCUUUCUCCUGCCCUGCCUCAGGGCCCACUGGCCUGCAGACUCCAGAGUGCAUUUAAACAGUAAGGGUUCCCAUGCUCUUAGAUAAUCGUUGUUAUCUUACCCUCAAUGUGCCAUACCUCUGAACUCUGACAGGAGCUCCAAAGGUUGACAGUCUGACAGACAUGGCAGUAUUUGCCUUUUACUUGUUGUCACUGUGUCACUCUUGGACUUGACUGCCCUUGUGACAGGACUGUGCUUGAGGCAUGCCUAAGGGAUCAGUUACUUUCUACUAAGGUGUUUUCUUACCAAGGUUGUUUCCCAGAGUUUCUGGUGGUGUUCAAGACGAGCCUGGAUGGGGCUUAAAACAACAUGGCCUAGUAGAAAAUGUCCUGCCCAUGGCAGUGGGGUUGGAACUAGGUGGUCUUUUAAGAUCUCUUGCAACCCAAACCUGUCUAUGAUCCUGUGAUUCUCCUUGAAUAACUCAAAACUUUCAGUCUUUUGUGACUAAAUUGCCCAAGUGUUUGAAACUAUAUUCCUGAUUUUCAUUACCAUUGAAUUCUGGGGUUUUCUGUCAUCUCUUAUUUAAUGUCAAUCCUGCCAAUAUUUUAGAUACUUUUUGCUUUUUGGAUUUCUCUGCAGCAUUCAGAUGAGCAAGCACCACUGUGUUACCCUGCCAACAGAGAAUCCUUAAAUUGAGUCAGAUGUGUUAGUGAGAAUGGUGGAUAGGACUGCUGUCUUUGUUCUGUGACUUCAGGGCAGAGUAGAAAUGCUGUUGCUUCGUGGGGUUCAUAUUAUUAAAUCUGUGACAGUUUAUAUAUGGUUUGUCCUCAAGAUGUUUUCUCUUUGCUAUGCAUUUCUGAUAUCCUUUCAUCCCAAAGGGCUAUCCAUGAGCACUACAUUGUCAGCAACAACAAAAUGUAGUGUACAAUAACAAAGCAGCAAGCUAGACUUACUUUGCUCUUAUCUUGUGCUUUUCACUCAUGUUUCCCUCCCUAGACAAAAUAGCUUGUCUGUGAAGUGGCCACUCAGUGUUCAAAGGACUUUCGUUUGUGUUUGAUUUGGGCUUUUGGAUGUUUCACCUUAAAAGUCAGUUCAAAAGGAUGUUUUUGAGCUGUGUACCUUGCAUGAAAAAUAUAAUUUUGGUUUUGCUGUCAAGCAGGAAUAUUUGUACCGUGCAAUGGAAUGAAUGAAGAUUUUGGUGUCUGCUGCAGAUUCUCGAGACCUGCUCUCUACCAGCAUGUUAUUCCACUGUGUCUCUGACACUGGUACCUUACCAUACUUUCAAGUAGCUUCUGUUUUUAUUUUGAAGCAAACUCAGCUUUGAAAGAAACUGAGUCACUUGGUACAGGCAGUGCUCCAAAAUCAUGAUCUGCAUAACUGAUUAGAACAGAAUUUAUUCCUCUUGUACCCACUUUAUUUGAUAUAAUGACCUUACAUUACUUGUUGUUUUAAUGUUGUGCUAGUAUUAACAAUAUAGAUUACAAAAUUGAAUUCAUUACUUGCAAGCAUGUGCAAUCUUAAUUUUAUAUGUGAGGGCAGUGGCCAUUAUAAACUCUGUGCAUUCAUCAACUGAAGAUCAAGUAAACCUUCAAGCAUUAUUCCUUUUUCACAUGUUCUCUCAGACCAUUCACAUUGGUACAGUAGUAAGACUGAAGAAAAACAUCUAGUGACUGUGUCAGUCAGGGCAGUGUGCAUGCACUUCCCUUUCCUUUCUCUUUGACACAGUUUUCUGCUCUCUUUUUUUUUUUUUACUCUGGCAUCUGACCAGACAGUACCUGUUAUUUUUUUAUACAAUGUUCUUUCCUUUGUGAAUUUGCCCUAAAGUUAUUGAGGCAUAUCACCAGCUUCUGAUGUUUCCAUCCUUUCCAGUAUUGAAUUGCACUUCUGAAAAGCAUACAUGAAAAAUAUGACAAUGAUUUUUACAUGCACAAAAGAUUUGCUGUUAAAUACUGCAAUAUAUAUGUUUUGUCACUCUUUAUGUUAUUUUUUUUCCUGCCUAAACAUGAAUUCUGUAUGCUUUGGAAAACAACACGGAAAUGUAUUUUGGACAGGUUUUGUCUUGAGCAGACUGUACAUCUGGUCAAAGAUCUGUAGCUCUCCUGAGAACAGCUCUUUUCCUGAAAGGGAGUGGGCUUUGAUUAUUUGUUACAUAUUGUCACCAGAAGGAUAAGGCAGCAUGUGUUAAGUUCAGCUCACUCCCAGGAAGCCCAGUUUCUGGAGCUGGGCGCCAGAUGGAAGAUCUUGCUAAUCACUGGCUGCUCCAGUGGGCUGCAGUUCAGUGGGCUUCAGUGAAUUUUAGCUAUUUUAUGUAUUUUAUAUACCAACACCUACACUGCAGGCUUGAAGAUCAUGGGUUUUUUUUUCCCCAGAGGAGGAGAGCUUCACUUUGAGAUUAGGAAUCACUGAGAAUAUAUUUAAUUACAUCAGGAUUAAUUCCAGAGUCACAGAGUACUCUGUGUUGGAAGGGACUCACAGGGACCAUCAAGUCCAAUUCUUAAAUUUAUGGCCCAUACAGGGAUCAAACCCACAGCCUUGGUGUUAUUAGCACCAUGCCCUAGCCAGCUGAUUUAAUGGGGAGAAAUACCUGCAUUUUUAAGGUAACUCCUUCAAAUUAGAAAAGUAGCAGGAAUUAAUGGCCUUCACAAGGCAUUCUGGUUUGCUUCAGAAUCUCCAUACAAGUACUUACACAAUAGAGUGGUUAUACAGGGUGGCAGCUGUAACAUGUAUUCCCUCUCAGCUGAUAGCUAAUAAUUCAUCCUAAAAUAGGAACUAUAACCUCAUACUAGUACUACCUGUCCUACUAGGGUUAAAUGAUGUCAGCCAAGUGCUACAGGUUCCUAAUUCUUUCCAGUGCUUGGCUGUAUAUACAUAUGAGCUGGUAUCUUGGUCUUUACCUUGCUUUUUUGUCUGAAUAACUAAGUUAAUAAGAUUGCUUGGAGGUUUGGGGUUUUUUUGCUUUAUUUUUGUUUGUUUGUUUGCUUAUUUUCUUGCGGGUUUUUGUUGGGUUUUUUGGUUAGUAAACACCUACCUCAAAAUAAUUUUGUUGGGGUUACAUCUCCAGUUGGUGGCAAUGCUGAUGCCCAGUAGGCUGCCCUCUGCCCUGCCCAGGUGCACACACAUGCUAAUGUUAUCUCUGCUGUGUCUGGCUUGCAAUCCUGGUCAGGGGAGACUCUGAAAUCACUGAGUAUUUUAAUUUGAAAGGGCAGGACCUGUCCCUGAAUUAUUUUUUCACCUCUGAGAAGAGUCCCUAGAGGCAGUUGUUGGGAGGGAGAAUGUCUAUAUCCACAGUUCUCUCCCAUGGUGGAUAAAUUAUUGACAGUGCUGAGAAGUGAAAUCCUUUUCCUGGCAUUGCUCAGAGGCACUAAAUUCAUCUUGAGGCAGAUGGGAUGAGAAGAAGUGGAGAGGAAAAUCACAUCAGCCAAGGAUAAAUCUUUAAUGUUAUCCAUCAUGUGUUAUGUUGGAAAUAAAGUGGUCUGGGAGGCCUGUAUUCCUCAAAAGUUGUCCCUGGGUUAUUCAUCAGCUGGCAUUGAGGUUUUGAUACAGCUUUUUUUUUGCAGAAAUGAUCAUUACGUUGCGUGAAAUGCACAUCUAGCGCAGCUAGUGUGACAUACAGAGCGUGAUACACAAUAUCAUUUGCUCAGUCUUCAGUUUGUUUGGUUAUUCUUCUGAAUGUCAAUAACCUAGUAAAUGUCACAGUCAAAUAAACUGGUUUUGUGCAGCGUGGAGUGUUCAGAUACUCGGCGGUAGCUGCUGUGCUAAUGUGCUGCUCUGAGUGCCCAGCCGUGGAGCCCAGUGAGUGCACAGCCUGUCAGGGAGAGGCUUGCACCUUCCCUUCCAUUACAAGAAGAUUUUGUUUACCACUGGAAAGCAAUCACCCAUUACUACAUAGAGACCUCAGAUGACAAAGCUCCUGUGACUGAUACGAACAUUCCCUCUCACCUGGAACAGAUGUUGGAUAUUCUAGUUCAAGAAGAAAAUGAGAGGGAAUCGGGUGAAACAGGACCAUGCAUGGAAUAUUUGCUACAUCACAAGAUUUUGGAGACACUUUACACACUAGGAAAAGCUGAUUGUCCUCCAGGAAUGAAACAGCAGGUUCUGGCUUUUUAUACAAAACUUCUUGGAAGAAUACGGCAACCUCUUCUUCCCCACAUAAAUGUGCAUAGGCCAGUGCAGAAAUUAAUCAGGCUCUGUGGUGAGGUUCUGGCAACACCAACAGAAAAUGAAGAAAUUCAGUUUCUCUGUAUAGUAUGUGCAAAGCUGAAGCAGGAUCCGUACCUGGUCAACUUUUUCCUUGAGGUCAUUCAGGAUCCUGUUUUGCACCUUUGCAGGAGGCAGAGUAAGUUAAAAGCAAUGGCUCUCCAAGGAUCAGCAAGUGUAAUCACAGAAGACAUGAUAAAAGACCAAGAGUCCGUGGCAGCAGACACGGGGCAGCCUGGCCAGCCUGAGGAGACGCCCGGUGCUGCCGGAGCCGAGCACAUGGAGAAGGAGGAUGAGCUCCCACAGCAGGCAGAGGAGCUCUCUUUCAGUCUGGAUGAACUCAAUGUCACAUCAUCACCUGAGUCCUCCACUGCUUGUCCAAAUCAAGACUAUAAUUUAGUGAAUUCUCUACUAAACCUCACUAAAAGUCCUGACGGCCGGAUAGCAGUGAAGGCCUGUGAAGGUCUGAUGCUUUUGGUGAGUUUGCCAGAACCAGCAGCUGCCAAGUGCCUGACUCAAAGCACUUGUUUAUGUGAAUUGUUGACAGACAGGCUGGCCACCCUCUACAAAGCCUUGCCUCAGUCACUGGAUCCCUUAGACAUUGAAACAGUGGAGGCAAUUAACUGGGGUUUGGAUUCCUACAGCCACAAAGAAGAUGCAUCUGCUUUUCCAGGGAAAAGAGCAUUGAUUUCAUUUCUUUCUUGGUUUGACUACUGUGAUCAACUCAUCAAAGAAGCACAAAAGACGACUGCUGUUGCUAUGGCAAAAGCUGUGCGGGAACGAUUCUUCAUUGAUGUUAUGGAACCUCAGCUGAUGCAAACUUCAGAGAUUGGAAUCCUCACAUCAACUGCACUGUUGCACCGCAUUGUUCGUCAGGUGACUUCGGAUGUGCUGCUGCAGGAGCUGGUGUAUUUUAUCCUUGGAGAGCACAGGGAGCCAGAAACCCUGACAGACAUCAACAGGCACCCAUUGCGGCACAGGCUGAUCGAGCACUGUGAUCACAUUUCUGAUGAGAUCAGCAUAAUGACUUUACGAAUGUUUGAGCACCUUUUGCAAAAACCCAAUGAGCACAUUCUUUAUAAUUUGGUUCUGAGAAAUUUGGAAGAAAGAAACUACAUGGAAUACAAGCCUCCCUGUCAAGAAGAUAAAGAUGUGGUAGAGAAUGGACAAAUUGCUGGAGCAGUAGAUCUGGAGGAAGAUCCAUUAUUUACUGAUCUGUCUCCAGAUAACACAUUGUCAGCUCAGGAGUGGCUCAGUGCUUCUCCACCUGUCAGUCCAGAACAUCCAAAAAAUGAUGGGAAGACUGAAGUUCAUAAAAUUGUAAAUAGUUUUCUCUGUCUUGUACCUGAUGAAGCAAAGUCAUCAUACCAUGUGGAGGGUACAGGUUAUGAUACUUACCUCAGAGAUGCCCACAGACAAUUCCGGGAUUAUUGUGUCAUUUGCUUACGGUGGGAGUGGCCUGGAUCUCCCAGAUCUUUGGAAAAGUGCAAUUUAGAAGCGUCAUUUUUUGAAGGACACUUCUUGAAAGUUCUGUUUGAAAGAAUGGGGAGGAUUCUUGAUCAGCCCUAUGAUGUAAAUUUACAAGUUACGUCAGUGUUGUCCAAACUGUCCCUGUUUCCCCAUCCUCAUAUACACGAAUACCUUUUGGAUCCUUACGUCAACCUCGCCUCUGGCUGCAAGUCUCUCUUCUCUGUGAUUGUCAGGGUGGUCGGGGACCUCAUGGUUAGAAUCCAGCGCAUCCCAGAUUUCACUCCCAAACUUCUGCUGGUCAGAAAACGCCUGCUGGGCUUGGAGCCAGACGGGCCCAUCAUUGACCACAUGACGUUACUAGAGGGCGUGAUUGUGCUGGAAGAGUUCUGCAAGGAGCUGGCGGCGAUCGCCUUUGUCAAGUACCACACCUCAGCCACGCCCUGAGCAGCCCGGCCCAGCCAGCCCCGGAGGGCCGCGGACAACACCCAGAGACGAGCUGGUGCCUCCCGGCAGCGGCAGGGGGUGUUGGGAAGACAAGUUGCUUUCACCAGAUGUUGAGAUUGCAAAUGGACUUGGAAUAUGAGCAAAGGCAUUUGGGGAGAAACCAGUACACAGCAUUUCUAGACCCUGUGAGAAGAGCUGCAAAAGCUGCAUGAAGAACCACAGCCAUCAGACCUUGGUUAUUCUGAUGACAAUGUUUAGAGAGUUUGGGCUCUUGUGUGUUCUGGGGCUCACAUGCACCAAUUUGCUCUUUGUGACCAUAUUACUUUUAAAAAAGCAAAUUAAUUUUAUAACAUUUUUAUGUCUUCAUACCUUUUCUUUUCAGUUAGAUAUAUGAAAGAAAAAUAUACCUAUACUUGCAACGUAUGUUAUUAGAAAUGAAGAAGCUCAAAAAAAUCCACCAAUCCAUAUACAACAGGAGAUGUUAAUGAGGGAUCAUUUUGCUUUUGGUAGAUCUUAAGUACAGCUCUAAGCUUGAUUCCUCUUUGGUUUACUCCAAGAAAUCUAUCAGUCUAAAAUCAAUACUAAAGAAAUUAAUCCUGAUUCGGCAUCACAGCCAUAACAAAUAUAUCUGAAGUGUACAUGUUAGUAGCAUGUUUGUCUCUGUCAUUCCAAGUGAUUGGUCUCCAGGUCAUCCAUGUAACUAGAUUAGCUUUAGCUUUUUACAUGGGAGCUCUAGUUGUUUGACUCAUGUCACCUUUAUAUAAUAGGUUAAUUAUAGGUCAUCAGUAGUUGUUGCUGAAACAGUAUUUUUAAUUUCUUUUAAAUUUGUUUUGGUCUGAAUUGGUUUAAGAAUCCUUUGUGCCUUGAAAAUUGGCAGCAUAAACAUUUUGUUAUUUUGAGAGACGUUUUUAUUGCUUAUCUAACCGUCACAGUGAUGCCAACUCAGUUAAAGCAUUGAUAACUUAUUUAGGACCAAAAUUUGCACUGCUUUUCACAGCGCUGGGAUGCAGGAAUGCCUCUCAGCGACUCCCUUUCCAUGUGAAUGCCAUCAGCCAGGGCAGGCACUGGCAUUGCAAGCAGAGGCCACUUCAGGGUGCUUUGCUUCUGCCCUCCAGAGGCUCCUCACAGCCAGCAGCCUGUCUGGACCUUGCAGUCACACCCAGUGACCUGUCCUGCUCCCCACACUCGUGGGUGGGACCCCUUUCCCCUCCUUUGAACAAGGCCAGGUAGAGCUCAGUUCCUUCUGUUUACGUUGUCUUUCCUGGUUUGUCUUUCCUGCCUCCUGUUGGCACAGCUAAUGCCCAUUUCAGAUGUCAUUGCUCAUAUGCAAACAUGGACUAAUUUACUCAGUCACUAGAAUUGCUCUGGAUUUACAUGACUGUACCUAGAAUCAGAUUCUGCUCUUUAUCUAUGCCUUUGAGGUCUUGUUUUUUAAUAUUUAUGGAAGCUGGAUAUUAAGAGACCUUCUAAGUUAGCAGGUUAAUUAGAGCACUGUCACAGUUAAUGGGCUAAAUUUAUUCUUGUCACCAGUGAAGAGCAUCCUGCUGUAAAAGCUUCCAGGAUCAGCUGGAGAAAGCAGUUCUGGAACUGGGGAAACAUUUUGGUAGGUAAAAUCUGUAUUCAGUGGCUCCCUGUACUGGGACACUUUUGUGAAAACUGUUGCAUUUCUCUGGCAAACAAAAGCAUGCUUUAUUUCUUCACCUGUUUUUUUUUUCUGCAUUUAGCUCCAAAGCGUUUUCAGGUCCAAGUAGUAUAGUAGGACAAAAUUUGAAAAAAUUGCAUUUCAUUUUCUUCUUGAGAAACAUACCUUGAAUAUAGCAAAUCAUUUUUAGUGAUGUGCAUUGCAGACAGUCCACAUUAGGACCUUACUUAAUACAUGACACAUAGUUUAUAACAUGUUGAUCUCUAUGCAGAGCGAUGUUUAAUACAUACAUUUGUUAUUUAGAAGGUCCCAAUUCAGCAAAGUAGUUAAACAUAAACUUAAAGCAUUUUUUCCUUAAAUCACAAUCUUUUACAUGAACAAAGUUAAGUAGUUGAGCAGAAAUGCUGAUGCUUUUCUGAAUUUGGGUCUUUGUUGGUUUUGCUUGAUCUUAAUUACUUUUUCCUCAAAUCAUCUAUUUAUUUUUUUUAAAGUAUGUGAUCCAAAAUACUUGUCCCAGUUUCAGUGGAAACUGGAAGUGAUAAUACUGCUGUAAAGGAAAGUGAGCGAAAUGUUAAACAAAACUUGCAAGAGCAUUCCAAGUAACAUACGAAUUGAUAAAGCCAUUCAAGAGUUGCCUGAUCUCAAAUGAAAGCAUUAACAUCACUUCCUUUGUUUGGCUGUUUUCACUGGUAGCUGAACUCCUUACCCUGAAAGGCUGCAGCCUCUGUGGUGUGCUGAUGCAAAGCACUGCAGAGCUGCAAGCACAGCUCCUAAAGCUUGUCCAUGGCAAAAAUAAGUAGAUAGAACUAUGAUCACUCUUAAAUUCAGGCUAUGAUUGUUCAGUCUCCAGUGACAUUGGUGAUGUUCUCUUUCAAACCACAUGUUAAUUAGUUGAUAAAUUUAUAAGACAUGGAUCCAUCCUCACACAAGUGAAGCCAUCCUUAAAGUUGCUUUAGCCUAAACUGCUUUUGUGCGUGCUGCCUACAAACCCUUAUUACCAUACUGAUGACGAUGACCUUUAUUUUUGUAAAAGUGCUUUAAUCUUUCUUAAGAGAUGGAACUCAUUUAAUUUUUUUUUAUGGUGAUAUUUUUCAUGCACUUUUUUUUUAAUUAUUAGAAGUUAGUUCAGGUCCAUGUUUUCACCUUUUUGAUCUAUGCAUGUCAUGAGGAGCCCAUUUUGUUUCUGUGUGCAUGUGUUUGUAUGUGGUUAUUUAUUACCCAGAGAGGGCCAUCAGAGAAAAUACUUGGCCUAGAGAGUUCAUGGCUUGUGCAGAUCCUCCCGAUGUCAGUGGGAAAGACAAGUGCUCAUCACCUUAGAGAAUGGGGCCACUGGUAUUAGAUUGAAAUACUUGAGAUGGGAUACUAGAAUAAUUUUUUAUUUCUAAAAGCAGAUCCAAACCACAUUCUAAUCCUGAUGCACAUGUGUGUAAAUAGAAGCAUUGUUUUAUUUUUUUUUUCGUUCGUUUAUGGUAUGUAUUUGAUUUAGACUCUGAUUUAGAAACUUUUGUAAUAAGCCAUGUGCUAGCUCUGGUAGAACAAGUUUGUCCUUAGGUUCUCCUAUGACUGUAAUAUUCCUGGUAUUCAGAUUCUGUCUGUGUAAUGUUCUUACUCUAUAUUUGUCUGUGCAAUAUAAAAGCUGUGACUUGAUGCACAGCUUGAGUCUGGUUGUACAUCACCUAUGUAUAUAUAUACAUAUAUAUAUAAAAGGACCAGAAUCCCGAGCUUGCUUACACUAUGAUUAGUGUAAAGAUUGCCACACUUCAUUUUACAGGGCACAAGUAAUCAUGGAAUGGCUUUGUAAAUGCAUGGUAAUUUCUACCAUAACCUGCUGUGCAAUCUCACAGGUGACAUUUUGUUAGUGCUCUUUGUCUUGCUAGAAGAAAUACUAACCUGAAGGACUUGGUGAGAUUAAAGUGUCCUGGAGUAGACCUGGGGCUACAUGGAAAAUCCAUAUCUGAUAUUGCAUAUCAUACAGGGUUUUCAAACCAUGUCCUCAAUGCUUUCUGUGCCCUGUAAAAUAGUGUAAUUAUAUAAAAUAUAUACUCCUUGUUUUGCCUCCUGCCUUGUUUACAUUAAACAGAGGAUAUUCAGUAAAAUUUUUCUAAUAAACUUUGUGUAGGUCACUUACUAACAGUGUUGCCAAGGUUUCACAGAUGUGGGAAUUUCCAAUGAGGAACUGUUGAAACAGCCACAUUACUAGACAUACAAUAUUAAGUUUUAUGAAGGAGGUUGUGAUAAAACUCAACUUUUUGUGCUAAAAAUGCAUGGAGGAUUAAAAGGGAUAUUCUCAAAAUAAAUUAAUUUCAGUGAAGCAA